AUGACUUCCACAUUUCUGCUGCUGCUGUGGCUGCUAUGGCUAUACAAUGGCACGUCAGGUCUCCCAGCCCACAUUGUCUACACCAGAGUGCAGCACCAGGAGGGAGAGACGCUGUCUGUGCAAUGCCACUACAAAACCCGCAAAAAUCAAAUGGAGGACAUGAUUUGGUGCAAAAUCAGGAAGAACAGAUGUGACUCUAAGUUCACCCGGGUUUGGGUGCAGAAGCCCCACUACUUGCUGCAGGACGAUGUUUACGCCAAGGUGGUCACUAUCACGAUGGUGGCUCUCCGGCACCAGGACUCUGGCCGAUACUGGUGCAUGCGGAAUGACUCCCAGACUCUCUUCCCCUUGUUGGGCAUUCAGCUGGAAGUGUCACAAGCUCCCAAGAUGCAUCUGUCCAACAGCCUCAAGAGUGGAAUGAAUUUGGCAAUGGAUCAAGACCCCAUCUCUGACCUUGAGCAACCAUUCACCACGGACAUGACCCUGUUCACACCUGGGUUCCUCACUUUGCCCAGACCCUUGCCCUCCUCUGCCCCAGAAGCUGUGGAACCAACCUCCAUGGCAGACCAAAGCUUUACUGGAGCCCCCAUGACUCUCAGUGGACACAAGAGAACUGAGGGAUCCCACUUAAUUACUGAAGCUCCCAGCAGUGCCCGGCCCUCCUCUGAUGGCCCAGCAUUCAUCCUCACCAAGGCUGGGCCCCCAAACACCAACUCCUUCACCAGAGGAAUGUACCCCACCAGCAGAUCACCCCCCAUCAGGCCCCAGGAUUUUGAUCCCACUGUGCUGGCAGCCGUGGUGGCCAUCUUCCCCCUGCCCGUACUCAUGGUCAUCUUCUAUGGGCUGUGGAAGAGGAGACAUGUGGGCAGUGAGUAUGCCCCCUUCCUAGCCGGAGCACAGAGAGUUCGAGAAGAGGACCCCAUGGCCUGGGACACCACAUACCAGCUAGUUCUUGUGAUUCUGGUGCUCUUGGCCUCAGGUGAGGGGCAGGGGUGA
Messenger RNA from Elephantulus edwardii (Cape elephant shrew), 996 nucleotides. It is a transcript of the gene TREML2, whose product is annotated as triggering receptor expressed on myeloid cells-like 2. The coding region runs from base 1 to 996 and encodes 331 amino acids. Gene Ontology annotation, biological process: T cell activation. Gene Ontology annotation, molecular function: signaling receptor activity. NCBI's taxonomy places the organism in Eukaryota, Metazoa, Chordata, Mammalia, Macroscelidea, Macroscelididae. Gene Ontology annotation, cellular component: cell surface. The record is from RefSeq and is a predicted model, not a curated record. The transcript has 5 exons.